Budorcas taxicolor (takin) is the source of this 1515-nucleotide messenger RNA. RefSeq names its product CaM kinase like vesicle associated (gene CAMKV). The coding region runs from base 1 to 1515 and encodes 504 amino acids. Gene Ontology annotation, molecular function: calcium/calmodulin-dependent protein kinase activity; ATP binding; calmodulin binding. Gene Ontology annotation, biological process: peptidyl-serine phosphorylation. Gene Ontology annotation, cellular component: intracellular anatomical structure. The transcript has 10 exons. Lineage: Eukaryota; Metazoa; Chordata; Mammalia; Artiodactyla; Bovidae. The record is from RefSeq and is a predicted model, not a curated record.
AUGCCGUUUGGGUGUGUGACUCUGGGCGACAAGAAGAACUAUAACCAGCCAUCGGAGGUGACUGACAGAUAUGAUUUGGGACAGGUCAUCAAGACUGAGGAGUUCUGUGAGAUCUUCCGGGCCAAGGACAAGACGACAGGCAAGCUGCACACCUGCAAGAAGUUCCAGAAGCGGGAUGGCCGCAAGGUGCGGAAGGCAGCAAAGAACGAGAUAGGCAUCCUCAAGAUGGUGAAGCAUCCGAACAUCCUGCAAUUGGUGGAUGUGUUUGUGACUCGCAAGGAGUACUUUAUCUUCCUGGAGCUGGCCACGGGGAGGGAGGUGUUUGACUGGAUCCUGGACCAGGGCUACUACUCGGAGCGAGAUACAAGCAACGUGGUGCGGCAGGUCCUGGAGGCGGUGGCCUACCUGCACUCACUCAAGAUCGUGCACAGGAACCUCAAGCUGGAGAACCUGGUUUACUACAACAGACUGAAGAACUCAAAGAUUGUCAUCAGCGACUUUCACCUGGCCAAGCUAGAGAAUGGCCUCAUCAAGGAGCCCUGUGGAACCCCCGAAUACCUGGCCCCAGAGGUGGUAGGCCGGCAGCGGUAUGGACGCCCUGUGGACUGCUGGGCCAUUGGAGUCAUAAUGUACAUCCUGCUUUCAGGGAAUCCACCUUUCUAUGAGGAGGUAGAGGAAGAUGACUAUGAGAACCACGACAAGAAUCUCUUCCGCAAAAUCCUGGCUGGCGAUUAUGAGUUUGACUCUCCAUACUGGGAUGAUAUUUCACAGGCAGCCAAAGACCUGGUCACAAGGCUGAUGGAGGUGGAGCAAGACCAGCGGAUCACUGCAGAAGAGGCCAUCUCCCAUGAGUGGAUCUCUGGCAAUGCUGCUUCUGAUAAGAACAUUAAGGAUGGUGUCUGUGCCCAGAUUGAAAAGAACUUUGCCAGAGCUAAGUGGAAGAAAGCUGUCCGAGUGACCACCCUCAUGAAACGGCUCAGGGCCCCAGAGCAGUCCGGCACGGCUGCAGCCCAGUCUGCUCCAGGCACAGAUACUGCCACCCCUGGGGCUGCAGGCGGGGCCACAGCUGCAAGUGCAGCUGCCUCAGCCCUUGGGGGCAGUGCCACCCCAGCCACAGCAGGUGAUGCUACAAAGAGCGAGAACGUGGCCCCCGCCGACCGUAGUGCCACCCCAGCCACAGAUGGCAGUACCACCCCAGCCACUGAUGGGAGCGUCACCCCAGCCACUGAUGGGAGCAUCACCCCAGCCACCGAUGGGAGCGUCACCCCAGCCACCGACAGAAGUGUUACUCCAGCCACCGAUGGGAGAGCCACACCAGCCGUGGAAGAGAGCACCGUGCCCACCACCCAAAGUAGUGCCACACCGGCUGCCAAGGCUGUUGCCACCCCUGAGCCGGCUUUGGCCCAGCCGGACAGCACAGCCCCAGGGGGCGCAACAGGCCAGGCUCCACCCUCUAGUAAAGGGGAAGAGGCUGCUGGCUGUGCCCAGGAGUCUCGGAGGGUGGAGACCAGCUGA